CGCGCUGAUUGGCCGCGCGCGCCAACCGUCGGUAUUUGAAUCGGCGGCGGGCGAACGGGCUCCCGGAUUCCGCGCCUCCCGCUCCCUCGGUUUUGCGUGGCCGCCAGCAGAAUGAGUCUGCAGAUCUACAAUGAUGAAAACGUCACUGGUGACAAAAGUUCAGAGAACUGUGAGUUCCUGUUUUCACCACCGGAACUUACCGGAAGACUAUCUGUUCUUCGUCUGUCACAGAAAGAAAAUGUGCCACCCAAGAGCGUACUCAAAGCUAUGAAAGUGACUUUCCAGACUCCUCUGCGGGACCCACAGACACACCGGAUAUUAAGUCCUAGCAUGAGCAGCAAGCUCGAGGCUCCUUUUGCUCUGGAGGAUACUGUUGGCUUAGAAAACUCUCCUCAAAACCGGACCCAGAAAGAGAACCAACAGUUCGCCAAGGAAGUGGACACCAAAAUGACCAAUGGAAUUCUCCACAAACCAAUGAUGGCCAAUGCCAUCCCCACUCCAGCAGAUGUGAGACCAACCCCUGAAGAUUGGCAGCAUUCCAGUGGGCCCACCUCAGCUCACCUGGCCAGUCUGGAUCCCUCAAGCUUUCCCCAGAUGCCAAAACGUCCUGAAAAUCAAGUGGCUUCUCUAGGACAAAUGACUCUGAGCCCCGAGCAAGCCUUGGAGGAAAGUGUUCAUUCUUAUUUCUCAGAAAAGAGUAUUCUCUCCACCUUGGAAAUCAUAGAAGACCCUUCCCAGACGGCUACCCCAGACCGAACAGAAGACCCUCCUGAAGCCGCCAGAGAAAACCCAAACUGGGUCCCUGCUUCCUCAGCUAGGGCUGCUUUGCCCCCUACGACUUGCCCUGCAGGAGCAGGUGGAGAAGGGCCCCCUGUAGACCUUCCUGGUGAGGCCCCGGCCGGCCCUGAAGGGCCCUCUGGUCCUGGGGAUGCCAUGCUGGCCAGCCAUCUGAAGGCUGAAGGGGCCACAGCCCCAAGUCCUCAGAAGAAAGAAGCUGAUGGCCAGAGAGCCACCUCGUGGAAUGGCAGGCCCAUAGAGCUAGAAUUUGAUUUCUCUGACAAUGCUACCAGCAAAACAUUGCCUGCACUGAGGGAAUUGGGGACGAGACCUAGCCUUAAACCACCCUCUGGGAUAUCAGAGCCGCAGCAGGAAAAGGCCCCUGAGGAGGCCAGUGAGGGGCCCAUUCACCUGCCCCGGAGGUCUUACAGCCUGGACUGGAACAAGCUGGAUGACCCAAACUUUAACCCAUUUAAAGAUGGAGGAGAGUCCCAGCCCUCAGAAUGCCCACAGAGCAGGCCAGCCGGGCCUGUGGCCAAGGAGGUGUCUGCUAGUCCCGAGGCCACGGGGCCCUCCUCUCCGAGCCUGCAGGUGCCUUCAUUCUCCUCGGAUGACACGCCUGGGGUGCAGACCGCAGCCAGGACCCCAGGCACAGCAGGCGAGGAGGGAGCUGCGGACCCUGCAGGUGCACCAGCCCCUAGGGGCAGCCUGGGCGGUGAGCCGGCGCCCCCCACUCCUCCACGGGGCCUGGAGCCCACCGCAGAGCUGGCUGAGGAGCAGUUCCGAGACCCCACUGAGGUUCUAGGCUCAGGAGCUGAGGUGGAUUAUCUGGAGCAGUUUGGGGGUUCCUCGUUUAAGGAGUCAGCCCUGAGAAAACAGUCCUUGUACCUCAAGUUUGACCCGCUCCUGAAGGACAGCCCUCAGAGACCAGGGCCUGUGGCUCCAGAGACCAGCAGUGCACAGGAUGUGGCCGUGCCUUCCUCAGGAAGCUUGCCAGAGGCGAAGCUCGUGGAACUUGACUUCCUGGGACCCCCAGAUGAUCCCGUGCUGGAUCCUCCUCCCUGUGUCUUUGGGCCUGGGGGGCCACCGCUGUCCAUGGGCUCCAUCGUGGACGUGCUGCAGUACAGCCAGAAGGACCUGGAUGCAGCGGUGGAGACCACACGCGAGGAGAAUGUGCUGCUGAGGAGCCGGUGUGAGACGCUGCACGCCAGGAACCUGGAGAUGGGGAAGAUCAUGGACGGCUUUGAGGGGAUCGUGUACCAGGCGAUGGAGGAGGCUCAGAAGCAGAAGGAACUUGCAAAAGCAGAGAUCCAGAAGAUCCUAAAGGAAAAAGAGCAGCUGACUGCAGACCUGAGCUCCAUGGAAAAGUCUUUCUCUGACCUCUUCAAACGGUUUGAGAAACAGAAGGAGGUGAUCGAGGGUUACCGCAAGAAUGAAGAGUCGCUGAAGAAGUGUGUGGAGGGUUACAUUGCGAGGAUAGAGAAGGAGGGCCAGCGGUACCAGGCCCUGAAGGCCCAUGCGGAGGAGAAGCUCCAACUAGCCAGCGAGGAGAUUGCCCAGGUGCGCAGCAAGGCCCAAGCGGAGUCCUUGGCCUUCCAGGCCAGCCUGAGGAAGGAGCAGAUGCGCAUCCACUCGCUGGAGAAGACAGUGGAGCAAAAGACUAAGGAAAAUGAGGAACUGACCCGGAUCUGUGAUGACCUCAUCUCCAAGAUGGAGAAGAUCUGACACAACCCCCUCCCCCGCC
Molecule: messenger RNA, 2521 nt
Organism: Lontra canadensis (Northern American river otter)
Lineage: Eukaryota; Metazoa; Chordata; Mammalia; Carnivora; Mustelidae
Gene: TACC3
Product: transforming acidic coiled-coil containing protein 3
Exons: 16
Coding region: 112-2502 (796 amino acids)
Biological process (GO): cell population proliferation; cerebral cortex development; mitotic spindle organization
Cellular component (GO): cytoplasm
Source: RefSeq, a predicted model, not a curated record